CACAUCUCGGAAAAUACACUUUCUUCCUUGUAACGACGGUCAGAGCCUCGAGUCGAGGUGGAGAGUUUCGGUCGGCUGCUCCGGGACUGCUCAGGUGGACACGAUGGGUAAGAUCGAAUGGGCGAUGUGGGCCAAUGAGCAGGCUCUGGCUUCAGGACUCAUUCUCCUCACUGGGGGCAUAGUGGGGGUGGCUGGACAGUUCAGGGGCUGGCAGUUUGCUGCUUAUGCAGUUGCUGCCGGAGUGUUAGUGUGUCUUCUUGAGUAUCCCAGAAGCAAGAGGUCCAAGGGCACGAGUGUGGAGAGAACGGGCCAAUACUGCUUCACUGUGUGUGUAAAAGCCUUUGGGCCGUUAACAAGGAACUACUAUGUCAGAGCAUUUUUGCAUGCAGCACUCUGUGUACCUGGAGGUUUCAUGCUUGCCACUGUCCUUGGGUGUGUCUGCCUCGGUAUUGCCAGCCUCAUCUACCUUGCGGCAGCAAUCCGUGGUGAGCACUGGGAGCCCAUUCUUCCACGGAAGGAAGUCCGAAAGCCAUUAGAAACCAAUCCUCCACAGAAUCCACCUCCAAGACCUCCUCCAGAGAUGCGCAGGAAACGUGUAGACGACCUGGAUGGAGCAGCCUAUGACAACCCCAUAUCUGUUAUUGCCAAUGAGUAACCAGUCCAGUGCCCCCUCCUCUUUAUAUCUUCCAAUGUCUUCCUGAGAUCGUCACACAAUGAAUCCCUUCAAAACCAGUCACAGUGGGACCUCAGCAGGUCCUGUGAUGAAAAUGAAAAUUAAUGACGGUUUAGUGAAGCUAGUGACUGGACAACAUGCCUUUAUACCCCAACCUGCAGAUGAAUAUGUUUCUCAUCAAGAACUGAGGAUGACACUCCCGUACAAAGUUGGAUGGGUAAAGUGAAUAUAAUUCUUUACUGAUUGAAAAUUACAUGUACCAGAGCAGAUACAUAUAAAUGCUAUAGCUGCUAAGUAUCAACCACAUAUAAAUAUUGCCAAGUCAAAUGACUGAGAUGAUUUUUUACUGCUGUAAUAGGAGUUGUUUCCUGCUUUGUUUCAGCCCCUGUAUUUUUUUGUUUUGUUUUGCAAAGAUCUCAGAUUAUAUUGUACAUUGUUUACAGUAUUUUUACACUGUGUUAUUAUCCCUUUUGUAUUUUUUUCAAGUCAACUAAACGAAACAAUGUAGGGGUACGCUGGAGUUUGCUUGGAUAAUUUGAUAAUUUUUUGGGCAGGAUCAGGCUGACAUUAACCACAAAUGAUUUUUUUUCUGUACUUUUGAUUUCUUUCAAAUAUAUCCACUGAGCCCACUACGAUAGCUGUUUACAAGUUUCCUUUGGAGAAUUAUUUUAGGUGUUUACUUUUGCAACUUCCCCAUUUCGCAAACACAAGGGAUUUCAAUAAACCAGAAUUUCCCUUUCUCAUUUCAAGUGGUUCUUUCCCACAUUGUUUGUCACAUUACCAUUUAUUGUUGGCUCAUGAUGGAAAAAAUGAAAAGAUGAAUACAUCUGGCUGAACUUUUAGUUGUCAGAUGUGUGUUGGUUUCAUAUCUUGUCUCAUGUGUCAGCUCAAGGUCUUUUGUUGGUCAUAGCUGACCUGUGAAGCAGCUGUGAGGAAAUCACAGAGGUAAGAUGUUACUUCCUCAUUUUAGUUUGUCGGGCUGUAACACAUGAGACACACCACCAAUGUACCAAUGUAGUGAUACACCAAUGUACAUCACCUAUUAUUAUUAAAACUUACAAAACA
Molecule: messenger RNA, 1738 nt
Organism: Scophthalmus maximus (turbot)
Lineage: Eukaryota; Metazoa; Chordata; Actinopteri; Pleuronectiformes; Scophthalmidae
Gene: cyba
Product: cytochrome b-245 light chain
Exons: 6
Coding region: 104-655 (183 amino acids)
Biological process (GO): superoxide anion generation
Cellular component (GO): NADPH oxidase complex
Molecular function (GO): heme binding
Source: RefSeq, a predicted model, not a curated record